AUGUCCUUGAGGAACGAGGACGCCAGCGCAUUGAGACUGCAAGACCUAGCCAAGAAGGUUAACCUCACGCCGCGGUACUUCCACAAGAUCUUCAAGGACAAGACGGGGUUGACGCCGAAGGAGUACGCAAAGAGAAAGGCGAACGAGCGCAACAGCCCCAGCACGCUAUCGACAUCGGCGACAGCAGCAGAUGGAAGUAUUCAGUCUUGGGAUUGGGAUACGUUCGAUUUCAAUGAUCUAGUCGACUUGGGUACAGACUCGAGUGCCCACAACACGGAUGAUCUCGCCGUACUCGAAGGGGAAUCCUCUAUGAUCAAUCCCGAUCUCGACUUCGACAUGACCAACUUUAUCCAGUCUUGGAGCGACAGCUAUGCGUUCGAUCAAUCGAUCUCGUGGCCUGCCGGCUGCGGCAACCUUGCCGACCCCUUCCUAGGGUUGCCAGACACGAUGGGCUUGUACGAGAAGGCGAGGCCGUCCGUCUCCACACUCGAGUUGGAUGCCGCGGCCUUAUUCGACAGCGAUAGCGCAAGCAGUACUCUGCAGACGUAG
Alternaria metachromatica is the source of this 549-nucleotide messenger RNA. RefSeq lists its product as uncharacterized. Lineage: Eukaryota; Fungi; Ascomycota; Dothideomycetes; Pleosporales; Pleosporaceae. Gene Ontology annotation, molecular function: DNA-binding transcription factor activity; sequence-specific DNA binding. The record is from RefSeq and is a predicted model, not a curated record. Gene Ontology annotation, biological process: regulation of DNA-templated transcription. Bases 1 to 549 code for a protein of 182 amino acids. The transcript has 2 exons.